CUGUGUUGUGUUGGUUAAACUGAGUAGAGUUGAGUUGUUGUUAACCUAACUUAUAUUAGUAACAGUAUCUUUUGUGAAAAGCUAAAGCACAUGGUUUUAUAUCUGUAAUAUUUGUCGUUAAAAAGUAGUUUUUCUUGUUUUAAACCUUAAAGAUUAGCUUAGAAGUUUGAUAAAAUUGUUUAUUGUUCUCUUAAUUCAUCGAAAUGGCUGCAAUUACAAUGUUAAAUCCUAAAGCGGAGUUUGCCCGUGCAGCUCAGGCCCUAGCUGUCAAUAUUUCUGCUGCUAAGGGGAUCCAAGAUGUCAUGAAAUCUAAUUUGGGGCCCAAAGGUACGAUGAAAAUGCUUGUCUCAGGGAGUGGUGACAUUAAGAUAACUAAAGAUGGUAAUAUUUUAUUACAUGAAAUGCAAAUUCAACACCCAACGGCAUCGCUAAUAGCAAGAGCUUCCACUGCAAUGGAUGAUAUGACUGGAGAUGGAACUACUUCAACAGUUUUGAUAAUUGGUGAGUUACUUAAACAAGCUGAUCUUUAUAUUGCUGAAGGACUCCACCCACGUAUCAUUGUUGAUGGAUUUGAGAAAGCACGCACUAAGGCUUUGGAAGUCCUUGAUAAAAUGAAAAUUCCCAUUGAAGUGAAAAGAGAAAACCUCCUUGAUUUAACUCGAACAUGUUUGCGCACAAAGCUUCAACCACAGAUAGCUGAUGUAUUAACUGAUAUCUGUGUCGAUGCAGUCCUCGCUAUUCAGAAGAAAGAUACUGAGCUUGACCUUCACAUGGUAGAAAUAAUGGAAAUGCAGCACAAGACAGCAAGUGAGACCAGCCUAAUUCGAGGACUCGUGAUGGACCAUGGUUCAAGACAUCCUGAUAUGCCAAAGCAGGUGAAGAAUGCCUAUAUAUUGGUCUGUAAUGUUAGCAUGGAGUACGAGAAGAGUGAAGUGAAUUCAGGAUUCUUCUACAAGACAGCUGAAGAACGUGAAAAAAUGCUGUUAGCUGAAAGAGACUUCAUUCUUCAAAGAGUUGAAAAAGUAAUAGCCAUCAAGAAGAAACUAUGUGACAACACUGACAAGUCGUUUGUUGUGAUCAAUCAACAAGGCAUUGAUCCUCUCUCCUUAGAUAUGAUGGCUAAGGAAGGCAUCCUAGCAUUACGUCGAGCCAAAAGGAGAAACAUGGAACGUCUUACUCUUGCCUGUGGUGGCAUGGCUUUGAACUGUCUCGAUGACAUACAAGAGGAACACCUUGGUUAUGCAGGUUUGGUUUAUGAACAUAUCCUGGGAGAAAACAAAUACACAUUUGUAGAAGAAUGCAAGAACCCACAGAGUGUCACAAUUUUGAUCAAAGGACCCAACAAAUACACGUUGAAUCAAAUCAAAGAUGCUGUCAGAGAUGGACUUAGAGCCAUAAAGAAUGCUAUUGAUGAUAAGAGUCUUGUCCCAGGUGCCGGUGCUUUUGAGGUUGCAGUAUCUCAAGAAUUGAUUGCAUUCAAAGAUUCUGUCAAAGGCAAAACAAGACUUGGGGUUCAAGCGUUUGCUGAAGCUCUUCUUGUCAUUCCUAAAGUACUUGCAAUCAACAGCGGUUUUGAUGUCCAAGACACAAUCGUCAAACUUCAAGAAGAGUACAAGAGCUCAGGAGGUCCUGUUGGUCUUGACAUCAACUCCGGAGAGCCACUGAAUCCUACUGAUGCAGGAAUCUAUGACAACUUGGGAGUAAAACGGCAGUACAUCAACUCAUGCACGGUGAUAGCAAGCAACUUGCUUCUUGUUGACGAAAUCAUGCGAGCUGGACUCUCUUCUCUCAAAGGCUAAUUGAUUUUGGUAUGCUUUAUGUAGAUUCUGAUAAGUUAAUUGUAACUUAAUUGUCAUUUCUCACAUCUUACCGGUACUACUAAUUUCAUGGUAAAACUGCAUUAAAUUAUUUCUUUUUCUUAUUACCUAAUACAUUUUGUUGCUUGUUUCAAACUUCGGAUUUUUAGAUUAAUUAAUCACACAACAUUCUUUUUAUAACAACUUGUUCUUGCACCUCUAAUUUUAUAAUGUAAUUAUUUAAUUUUAUAAUAUAUUUUUUCCCAAGAGAAUUUCCAAUUUUGUUCUAAUAAAAGUAUUAUUUCUUACUAAAA
Macrosteles quadrilineatus (aster leafhopper) is the source of this 2110-nucleotide messenger RNA. RefSeq names its product T-complex protein 1 subunit zeta (gene CCT6). Gene Ontology annotation, cellular component: chaperonin-containing T-complex. The transcript has a single exon. Gene Ontology annotation, molecular function: ATP-dependent protein folding chaperone; ATP hydrolysis activity; ATP binding. NCBI's taxonomy places the organism in Eukaryota, Metazoa, Arthropoda, Insecta, Hemiptera, Cicadellidae. Gene Ontology annotation, biological process: protein folding. Bases 204 to 1799 code for a protein of 531 amino acids. The record is from RefSeq and is a predicted model, not a curated record.